Molecule: messenger RNA, 1509 nt
Organism: Diuraphis noxia (Russian wheat aphid)
Lineage: Eukaryota; Metazoa; Arthropoda; Insecta; Hemiptera; Aphididae
Product: DALR anticodon-binding domain-containing protein 3
Biological process (GO): tRNA C3-cytosine methylation; arginyl-tRNA aminoacylation
Molecular function (GO): ATP binding; arginine-tRNA ligase activity; tRNA binding
Source: RefSeq, a predicted model, not a curated record
GGUAUAUUAAUAUAUAAUUACGUUGUGCAUAUAUACGCAUAACAGUGUAAUAUAAUUUUAUGUAAUUUGUGAUCUGAAAUAUUGUUACUCGUUUGCAAAAAAUUGUUAUGAAUAUAGAAUUGUUAAUGCAGAUCCAGCAUUCAGCAGCUAUUACAAUUGUGGGCAUAUAUUAUGCUAGGAAAAUAGUAAAGUAGUUGAAUCAUUUGCAUCUGGUAACCAACUAUUGUAUUAAUUACAAUCAUGUACAUUAUGGACAAUUUCUACAAAGCAUUGAGAUUGUUUGUUCGUACACAUAUGGAGCUAGAAAUCGACUUUAAAUUGCCUAUGAUAAAACACCACAUUAAUGGAGACAUCCGUUUCUAUUCAACUAAAGACUUACAAAACCUAAUUGAAAAGUUAGUGGAAGAUUUGACAAUUGUUGAACGUUGCUCAUGGUCYUCAAAUUAUACAUCAAUAUGGUUAAAAAAAGAWUUAUGGACAUCCACAGUGAUGAAAGAGACAUUAACAUCUGGUUGUAAAUAUGGUAGUAAUGAUGAACACCAAGGCACUAUAGUCUUGGUCAGUUCUGAUGAGUGGAAUGAUUCAGUUACAUGCUUGCGCAUUGCAUUAUUGAAAGAGACAAUUCAAAAUUUAGCCAAAAUAAAUGGGUAUGUGAUAGGAAGURAUGGACUGAAUUUAUUGGUGUCAAAAAAAAACAAUCCAUAUAACAGUAAUCUUGUAUUGUGUGGUAAUGUUGUUUGUAAUAUGACAGUCGAAGAUUAUAAACAGCAAAAAAAAGAUGCUAUUACUAAAAUGUCAGCUAAUCGUGUUGAAUCUGAUGAAUAUCCAAUUGAUAUCAUAUCUAAACUUUGCCAUGCAUCGAUUGUCUAUGAAUUAUUAAGUGUUCGCCAUUGUAAAGUUAUUAAUACAGAAUGUGAUACAUCAAAUAAAGACAGUGGUAUUUUUGUAAUGUACAAUUACUCAAGGCUUUGUCAAGUAUGGAAAGCAUUUGAAAAAGGGGUUAUUGAAAAUUACUAUGAAUCUUUACCUGACAUUGGUGCCGUUAACUUUGGAUUGUUGACUAGUAAAGAAGAAUGGAUUUUAAUCCUUAACCAUAUAUCAAUGUAUCCUUUGGUUAUUCAACAAUCUGUUAAACAUUUGUUGUCAGCAAGUGUGGAUGUCCAUAGAUUGUGCAAGUUUUUGAUGGAAAUGUCAUCUGCUGUUAGCCUAUUUUAUCAUAGGCAUCAUAUUUUAUCAGACCCGAUUUCAAGUUUAUUACCGCUGAUGCAUGCUCGAUUAUAUUUGGUCAAAUCAUCAAUACAAGUGUAUGAAAAUGUUUUCCAAUUAUUAGGUAUUGAAGCUGUACACGAAAUGUGAAUGGUACUUAUCAACAACAGCGUUAUGGAAGCUAAUGCUGACUAAUUGUCAAGAAAUAAUUCUAUUUUGCCAAACUAAAUUAUGUCACAUUAUAUUAUGAGGAUUGAUGACUUGUUAUGUUAAAAAUACCUAUAAACUAAUAUGACACUUUUA